This is a messenger RNA of Tachysurus fulvidraco (yellow catfish), 3567 nucleotides long. It is a transcript of the gene rfx6, whose product is annotated as regulatory factor X, 6. Bases 350 to 2944 code for a protein of 864 amino acids. Gene Ontology annotation, biological process: regulation of transcription by RNA polymerase II. The transcript is spliced from 21 exons. NCBI's taxonomy places the organism in Eukaryota, Metazoa, Chordata, Actinopteri, Siluriformes, Bagridae. Gene Ontology annotation, molecular function: RNA polymerase II cis-regulatory region sequence-specific DNA binding; DNA-binding transcription factor activity, RNA polymerase II-specific. The record is from RefSeq and is a predicted model, not a curated record.
UGCCAGUUCACCGUACAGUAGAAUUAGAAACAGAAUCAGCUUUAUUGCCAGGCAUGUUUACACAUUCGAGAAAUUUGUUUUAGUGGCAUAAUCUCCACAGUGUAACAGGAUGUCAUAUGCAGUAUAGAAGAAAUUGUGUACACAUUUACAGGAAAGUCCAAGCAUCCUGCAUUGCUCUUACUGUAUUGCUCCAGUCUUGGAAACUCCAAAAGAACUUUGAAACAGCGAGAGUCCAGUGACGACUAGUAACACGUUUCAUCAGCUACAACCACCGCAGCCAAAGAGGAUUUUCAGUGCUGAUGAUCUCCACCACACCAUCACCAGUGACCACAGAAACCUCAGAAACAAUAUGUUCUACAAAGACAGGUUUGACGAAGAAGAGGAGGAUUCAGGGAUUAAAUCAGAGGCUGACGAAAGCAACGAGACCAUCUCCUCCGAAGACGACUUAGACCAUCUCGAAUAUCCAAAGAAUUUCUCUCUGAAGCAAACGAUGACAAAGAAGAGCAUCAGUGAAAUCAUCAAGGACAAGAAGAAACAAACUCAGUUAACACUUCAGUGGCUCGAGGAAAAUUAUAUCGUUUGUGAAGGAGUCUGCUUACCUCGGUGCAUCCUCUAUGCCCAUUACCUAGACUUCUGUCGCAAAGAGAAAUUAGAUCCUGCUUGCGCUGCAACUUUUGGCAAGACUAUACGACAAAAGUUCCCUCUCCUGACCACUCGGAGGCUCGGCACCCGAGGCCAUUCAAAGUAUCAUUACUAUGGCAUUGGGAUUAAGGAGAGCAGUGCUUAUUAUCAUUCAGUGUACUCAGGAAAAGGUCUUACAAGGUUCUCUGGCAGCAAGCUGAAAAACGAGGGAGGUUUCACACGGAAAUAUUCUCUCAGUUCUAAAACAGGAACGUUGCUCCCAGAAUUCCCAAGUGCACAACAUUUAUUGCUUCACGAGUCCAUUUCGAAAGAGAAGGUUGACACCCUGAUCAUGAUGUACAAAACUCACUGCCAGUGUAUUCUCGACAACGCCAUCAGUGUCAACUUUGAAGAGAUCCAGAACUUCUUGCUGCAUUUUUGGCAAGGCAUGCCAGAUCAUCUCUUACCUCUGCUGGAGAAUCCAGUAAUUGUGGAUAUAUUUUGUGUGUGCGACUCUAUAUUAUACAAGGUCCUGACCGAUGUUCUCAUUCCUGCUACGAUGCAAGACAUGCCGGAAAGUCUUUUGGCAGAUAUCCGAACUUUUACAACACUCUGGGAGCCCUGGAUGGUUUCGUCUUUAGAAAAUCUGCCAAAAAUCCUGUCAGAAAAGAAAUUACCAAUAGCUCGGCGCUUCAUCUCCUCCCUAAAACGCCAGACUUCUUUCUUACACCUUGCUCAGAUCGCAAGACCAGCUCUUUUUGACCAGAACGUUGUGACGGCCAUGGUGAACGAUAUCGACAAAGUAGAUUUAAACAGCAUUGGCUCACAGGCGCUCCUCACAAACGCUAACGACCAGGAUCUGGAUUUCUACUCUGAAUACGACUCUGUUGCGGUGUUCCAAGAGUUAAAGGACCUCCUGAGAAAAAACGCCACCGUGGAGUCUUUUAUCGAGUGGUUGGAUUCUGUGGUGGAACAGAAAGUCAUUAAGCCCAGUAAACAGAAUGGCCGCUCAGUGAAGAAACGAGCUCAGGACUUUUUACUGAAAUGGAGUUUUUUUGGUGCCCGUGUGAUGCACAGCCUCACCUUAAACAACGCCACAAGCUUUGGCUCCUUCCACCUCAUCCGUAUGCUUCUGGAUGAAUACAUCCUUCUGGCAAUUGAAACACAGUUCAAUAACGAUAAAGAACAAGAUUUACAGAAUCUCCUGGAGAAGUAUAUGAGAAACUCAGAUGCUAGUAAGGCAACGUUCACCGCGUCCCCGAGUUCAUGCUUCCUGGCAAAUCGUAAUAAAGCAGGGAUCAUGAGCGGCGAUUCAUCAGUGAAGAACGAGACGCAGCAGGAUUACGGACAUCUCUCUCUCCAAGGAACUCAGCAUGGAUUAGGGUCCACAAUAGUGGUGUACCAGGGGACAGACACAGACAGCUUCACACUAUCUGGUCAGCUAGACUACUCCCAGAGCUGCGGUCCACUGAUCACCCCUCCCAUCUCUCCGGCCAUGGCGAACCGAGGCAGCGUGAUCAACCAGGGCCCGAUGGCAGUGAGAUCUCCAAUCAGCUGCCCUGCCCAGUCUCACGCACCCUGCCAGACCUUCCCUGAUGGCAUGUACCAAAGCCUACCUGCCUCCACCUACUACUCCAGCUCCUCCACCUACCAGCCUACGAGCCUGACCCAGACCCACACACCUCCCUCGGCUUACCAGAGUCGCAGCGAGUGCUCACGCUAUCCCUCCUUCAGUAGUCAGCAACUGGUUAAAGACUGCUUCAGUAGCAGCUGCAGUGGUGUAGCUCCAGUUUACAGCUCCAGAGCCUCCUCGGGAAGCUAUCCGUCCACCUCUGAGCCCACCAUCGAAAUGCAGGGAGUGCAGCUGAUGGAUUACGGAUUUACAGGCGGAUGCUCAGGACCAGCGUACACCAGUGCAGCAAACAUAGGUUACUACGGGAACAGCGGCUAUGUGGACACACAGAGGAUGGGCUCUCUAAUCGAUCAGCAUGUAUCAGUGAUCAGCAGUGUGACCUCCUCUCGCUCUGUUCCUGCAUACUCUGAGAUCCACGACCCUCUCAACAUCCUGAACGACACGAGCAGGAAGCCAACGCCGCCUUAUUACCCUGCACAACCUCCUCUAAUUACAUGCUCAGCAGGUUCGUCGAUAGCUGCUCCGAUCCCUUGUUCUGUUUCUCCGUGCAUGUAUGACUCUACUGCUCAAUAUCAGCAUUCUCAAGAUGCCUUGCUACCUCACCACAGUGGUGCUGAGGUGCGGGACAUGGUGUCCUCUCUGCCUCCUAUCAACACCGUGUUCAUGGGGUCAACUGGAGGACCACCGUGACUUGUUAACAUCAACUGCUUGACUUCACUGAUGCGUCUAGUAAACCAAUAAACAUUAAUCCGGUAUGCCACAAACUCUUCAGGUAUACCAGAAUGACUAGAGGAGUGUCAACAGGUCUGUAUUUAAAAAAACAGUGUUUUGGAAAAGAAAGGAAAAAGUUGUACAUAUAAAAUUAUUUAAAUGUAAAUUUUACACAAAUGUAAAUGUAACACAAUGACGCUAUCUAUAUUUAUUUACUGCUUUAAAAACAAAUAGUAAAUGUAACCUGUCUUUAGAUUUAAACUUAAAGUGGCCAUGGCUUAAACCAGUAGGAUGUAUGGAUUUUAUGCCCGUGGGACACUGGGGACUUGAAUACAAAUUAGCAUCGUCAGUAUAGUUUGUGAUGUUUGUGUAGAAAACUGAGAAGGCAAAAAAAAAAAAAAAAAAACAGGAAGGGAGCAAGAUUCUCGAAAAAAAUAUGUUUGGCUACAAUUUUAGUUGAAUUUUUACAACUAAAAUUUACAAUUUUGGUUGAAAUUUACAACUUAAAAAUGUAAACAAGUGGGCACGGUGGCUUAGUGGUUAGCACGUUCGCCUCACACCUCCAGGGUUGGGGGUUCGAUUCCUGUCUCCGCCUUGUGUGU